Messenger RNA from Cutaneotrichosporon oleaginosum, 5172 nucleotides. RefSeq lists its product as uncharacterized. Gene Ontology annotation, cellular component: endoplasmic reticulum. The record is from RefSeq and is a predicted model, not a curated record. Gene Ontology annotation, molecular function: phosphatidylcholine lysophospholipase A1 activity. Gene Ontology annotation, biological process: lipid metabolic process. Lineage: Eukaryota; Fungi; Basidiomycota; Tremellomycetes; Trichosporonales; Trichosporonaceae.
UCCUUCCUCGCUCUCUUUCGACAUCUCUCUCAUCUCGCUCACUACCACUUCUCUCUCUCUCAUCCCUCAACCGUCACCGUCUCUACUCCAUCUGGCCCCUCUUCGCCACCAUGUUGGCUCUCCUCGUGGCCCUCGCGGCCACGCUCAGGACUGCCAUCGCACUCGAUACCGCAUCUCAACUAGAGCCCAAGUCGCGUCCACCACCUCCUCAAGUCCCAGGCGGCAACCCUCUCGCAACUCUGGCCAGUGCUCUUGUCGCUGUCGUCCUCUACAUCCUCCAAACCAUCCAGGCUGCUGUUACUCUCGUCACAAUCGACAUACCAACAUCACUCGUCCGCAUGCUGCACUACUCGGCCACCAUCUCGCUCGGCUUCCCUCACUUUGCAGCACUCUUCAUCGGUCUGUCUGGAGUCAUAUUCUUCUUCGUCCGCUACAGGUAUCUCACUCGUUACACUGAGCUCAAGGAAGCAGCCCUUCCUCCCCCCUCUCCACCAAACCUCACUAACGAUCUCCCUCUUCUCCAAGAUCCUCUUCUUGCCAAUCCCACGCGCCGUCCCACCAACCCCCUCCACUCCUACCUCGAUGACUUCCUCUCCGCCAUUCGUAUUUUCGGCUACCUCGAGAAGCCCGUGUUCCACGAGCUGAGCCGUCAUCUUCAGACGCGCCGACUGGCUGCGGGCGAGACUAUCGAGAUCGGCGGCGGCGAGUUCUGGUGUGUCGUUGACGGUCACGUACAGGUGUACGCACCAUCGGGUGACACACCUCCUUCCCCCGACCCCUUCAACCCUUCCUCCUUCAACGGCUACAGUCUCAUCAACGAAGUCUCCACGGGAGGUACUCUCUCGUCUCUAUUCUCCAUCCUGUCGCUCUUCACCGAGGAAAUAAAACUUCCAUGGGCCGCCGACGACAGCGAAAGAGACAGCUGUUCGCCUCGUCUAUCCCGCGCAAACUCGGAUGUUAGUCAGUUGGAUGGCAAGAUAAUGGGCUUGAGCGUGGCGCAGGGCGCUUCGUCGCCAGGCAGCGAGACUCAUUCCCGCGAAUCGUCGGAAAUUGCAGAAUCCGGACGUCAGUCAGGCGAUGACCGCGGCCGCAAUCGCUCCAACUCCAUGAAUAUGGCCCAUGAGAAAUCAAAGCAGUCUAUCUCCCCCCAGGCUCAUCCCGCGCGUGGGUUUGACACAAACGGCGGCUCCCAGUCGCAGCCGAGCACAACUCCACACUCGCCCGCCAUUCCUCCAGACGGCAUCCGGCCUUCAUUCAAGCAACAGUUUCAGCGGGAUCGACACUACAGUGGAUCCGAGACGCCAGACUCGCGGCAACCUCCCACCCCUUUCAGUACUGUGGCCGUUGAAGGCACUGUCGCGCGCGCCACUGUGGACAGCACACUCGCAGUCAUCCCGAUCGAGGCCUUUAAGAAGCUCACACGCAAGUUCCCCAAGGCAACUGGCUCUAUCGUUCAAGUCGUGCUGGAGCGCUUCAGCCGUGUGACCUUCAUGACAGCUCACAAGUUCUUAGGGUUGACCAAGGAAAUUCUGCGCUCCGAGGCGACGCUCAACUCACUGGUCUCAUAUCCUCUUCCACGUUACUUUUACACAGGUGGGGGCAUGCAGGCUCUGCGAGAAAAGUUCCAGCCGGAGAGUAAGCCCACGCGCAAGUUCUCGACUACGAGCACCAGCGACUACUUUUCCGAGCAGCCGAGUCCCACGGUGAGGGCUCCGUCCCUCCCCUCGUCCACCCCACUCAAGUCGAACACACCCGCCGCCAAGCUGUCGCGACUUCCUUCGGAGUUGAUUCUGGAAACAGAUGAGACCUCGGUCGGCGAAGAGGUCAUCAGUCCGGUAUCCAUGACGAGCAAAUCCUCAAAGUCCAAGGGAUCAGGCAGCCCAAGAAAGAAGGCCGCAGCCGGUCUUACCAUCACCCCUGCUCAGACAUCAGCCGAUGGAAGCCCGGUCAAACCCGAAUACUUCUCACCUCUUCCUUCCUCAGCCCAACGCCCAAACACCUUUGCACGCCAGGCGUCUGCGAUGCGCAAGGAAGUCACCCCCGGCGAUCUGGCUACCACGCACGGUCACGACGCCGAUGUUGGCGACACAUACUACCGCCCUCUCAAGACUCCAGGCCUUCCCCGCAUGGACACCUGGCGAGGUCGCACACCUGUCAUGUCCACUACUUUUGGGGGAUCAAGACUAGAGUCUGACAUUGACGACGAGGGUGAUCUUCGUGACGCCCUCGUCAGCUGCAUUGCCAAAUCAAUCGGCCUCUUCCAGCCGGCCAACAGCCAGAUGGAGACCAGCCAAGGCCAGUCAUCGGUUGCUCCAUCUAUGGCCAUGUCUACCCAGGGCUCCCCAAUGUUCCAUCCAGCGCAGCGCAUUACCUCGAACGGUCGUCCUCCUUUUGGGAACGUCCUCGACAUGAUGAACGCCUCAACCCCCGACAACAACAACGUCAGCGGCCUCCUCCGGGAGAGCUUGCUCAAAGCGCGCGCAGACGAGGACGAAGCCAGCAGCGUUUCUGCAAGCUUCCGCGCUAGCAGUUUACACGGGGCAGGGAGCGACGUGAACCAAAAGAUCAUGAAAGACAUGGGCGAGCGCAUCGAGGUGCUUUACUUUAAGAAGGGCUCCGUUCUUGUCAAGCAGGGAGAGCGCUCCUCCGGUCUUUAUUAUGUCAUCGAUGGCUUCCUGGACAUAUCAAUUAAGACUGCGGGCGACCCAUGGGCAGAAGCUCCGACAGUCAGCGCUCAGAUGUCUAAACGUCCUUUCGGCGCCGCCAUGGGGCUGCGCGAGCCGCACUCGCCAACCGGUUGGCAGAAGCAGUCGAAGAAGGUAGAGGAGCAGCUCUUUACCAUCAAGCCUGGCGGUCUCGCAGGUUAUCUGGCAUCCCUUUGUGGUACUGAGUCAUACGUGAACAUCACAGCCAAGACUGAUUGCUUCGUUGGCUUCCUGCCCCAGAGCGCUCUCGAGCAGAUCAUGGAGCGCCGCCCCAUUGUUCUACUCACUCUGGCCAAGAGGCUGUUGUCACUUCUCUCACCACUUGUCCUCCACAUUGACGCCGGACUCGAUUGGAUUCAGCUGGAUGCCGGGCAGAUCUUGUACGAGAAAGGAGAACAGGCAACUGAUUUCUACAUUGUCAUCAACGGCCGCCUGCGAUCCGUGGUCAAGAAACCGGAGAGCGAGAGUGUAGACGUGAUACAAGAGUACGGUCAGAAUGACUCCAUCGGUGAAUUAGACGUCAUGACUGGACACCCUCGUUCCAACACCGUACAGGCCAUCCGAGAGACUGAACUCGUUCGCAUCCCCGCAGCGCUCUUUGAUGCCCUCAGCAUGCGUCACCCGGCUACAACAGUCCAGUUUAUGCGUCUCAUCGCAGGUGAGGUGCGCAAGCACGCCAACGAACAGCAUGCUGCGAUACACCAUGCCAGUAACAUGUCACACGAGCUGCGCGCCGACAUGAACCUGAAAACGGUCUGUAUUCUUGGUAACAACCGCAACGUGCCAGUAGCACAAUUCGCAGCCAAGCUCAAGGCAUCACUGGAGGAGAUCGGUGCACCUGCCUCGUAUCUUGACCAGGCGACGGUUAUGCGGCAUCUCGGGCGCCACGCCUUUACGCGCAUGGGUGCGCUCAAGAUAGCUGGGUGGCUGUCCGAUCAAGAGCAGCGUCACCGUGUAGUUCUCUAUGUGGCGGACUCUACUCCGUCAAGCCAGUGGACGAUGACGUGCAUUCGGCAGGCCGAUCUCGUGCUUGUCCUUGGUAUGGGCGACGACCCCGCGCUGGGAGAGUACGAGAAGCUUUUGAUGGCCAUGAAGUCGUACGCUCGCAAGGAACUGAUUCUGCUGCAUGACGACCGGACUGUUCCUCCUGGUUCGACCCGCCUUUGGCUGAGGCUGCGUCCGUGGUUGCAGGCGCAUCACCACGUGGAGAUGCCUGGUGUCGUUACGACGUCAAAGCCUGGCAAGGUUCAUGACCCUGCUGCUGUCGCUGCGUUCAAGCAUCUCCGCGAGCGCGUGGAGACAAGCAUCAAGAAGUACCGCGGGCUUCGUCCUCUCGAUCGCCCCCGCCGGCCACAGCACAUGAACGACUUUGCUCGUAUUGCUCGCCGCAUCUGUGGAAAGCAGGUCGGGCUGUGUCUCAGUGGUGGUGGCGCCCGCGGCAUUUCGCAUGUGGGCAUGCUUCAGGCGUUAGAGGAGUACGGAGUACCCAUUGACGCCAUUGCCGGCUGCUCCAUUGGCGCUAUGGUGGGCGGCUUGUACUCUCGCGAGACCGACCUUCUCCAGGUUGUCGGCCGUCUCAAGCAGUUUGCGGGCCGUAUGGGCUCUCUCUUCCGCAUCCUGAGUGACGUGACGUACCCUCACGUUGCUUACACCACUGGUCACGAGUUCAACCGCGGUAUCUAUAAGGCGUUCUACAACACUCACAUUGAGGACUUCUGGAUUCCCUUCUACUGCAACUCGACCAACAUCACGCACUCCCGCAUGGAGAUACACCGCUCUGGCUAUGCCUGGCGCUUUGUCCGCGCUUCGAUGACGCUGGCUGGUCUACUGCCUCCUCUGUCUGAGAACGGCAUGCUUCUUGUUGAUGGUGGUUACAUGGACAACACACCCAUUGGGCCGUUGCGUGCGAGCGGCAUUCGCGAUAUUAUUGUCGUGGAUGUCGGCUCCAUUGACGACACAUCGCCCCGUGUGUACGGCGAUUCAGUGUCAGGCUGGUGGCUCUUCAUUCAGAGAUUCAACCCCUUCUACAAAGCCGUUGUGCCGUCGAUGACGGAGAUCUCCUCCCGCUUGACUUACGUGUCGAGCGUCAAGCAGCUUGAGGACGUAAAGAACGACCCCCACUGCCGGUACAUGGCGAUGCCAGUGCAGCAGUUUGAAACGCUUGGCGGCUUCAAGCAGUUCCCAGAGGUGCGGCAGAUCGGUCACGAUGCCGCGCGCAAGAAGCUCAAGGAGUGGUCCCUCGAGGGCGUCCUUCCCAGAGGCAUAGUCGACGGAUAUAAGCCGCCACAGAUGAGGCGGCGCGGCACGCGUGUGCGGCGCAUGUCCAUCUAGACGCGCCGCCUGCGCCUGCCUGUGUAUAGACACAUCAAUAGAAGACAUCUUCCAGAUCACGCGAGUCAUGUAGGGGACAACCUUGUGGCAUGUACAACACUACUGCAUAUAUUGGACAAGUAGAUGGAUUGUGGUG